Molecule: messenger RNA, 428 nt
Organism: Drosophila obscura
Lineage: Eukaryota; Metazoa; Arthropoda; Insecta; Diptera; Drosophilidae
Exons: 2
Coding region: 119-361 (80 amino acids)
Source: RefSeq, a predicted model, not a curated record
UAUCAGGCAUACAACAAUGACGACUGGUCCUAGGCUGAAUGGGGCAGUCUCAGUUUAGUCGUUGUCAUCGUAACAUCUAACGUCCCUCAGCUGUAAAAUUCUCAACACCAGAGCCAAGAUGUGUGGCGGCUGGGCCUGUGCCUCGUACGAUCUGGCAUGCAACAAUCCCCCUCUGAGCACUCUGCGCUUCACCGGCAGAGACUUUGUGCCCACACCUUGCGGACCCUGCGACAAGUGCUGGGUGUGUGACACCAGUCGCAAGAACUCCAACAACUGCUAUGUGCCACACAUCAUAGCGCCUCCCUGUCCGCCAGAGCACGGAGGACCGGCAAAGGACAAUAAAGUAUCCGAAUGCAACUGACGGACUCAAGACAAAAUAGAUUUACGUAUCCAUAGCCCAAAUACUAUCAAAUAAAAUUCAGAGUACA